AUGAAUAUUUCCAUUGAAAAAAAAAGAGCUGAUUGUUCAGCUUUGCCAAAAGGUUGGCAAAGAGAAGAAGUACUAAGAAAAACAGGGCUUUCAGCAGGCAAAGUCGAUGUUUACUAUUACAGCCCUACAGGUAAAAAGUUUCGCAGUAAACCAGAGCUAGUUCGUUAUCUGGGUGACAGUAUGGACCUUUCGUGUUUCGACUUUCAACAGGGUCAAAUAAACACAAUGCUCCUGUGCAAGGCCAAGAAAGCUCGAGCCCAGUUUGACUACAGAGGUGUCCGCUCAGAUGCGUCACUGGUGCCACCCAUUCGUCAGACUGCAUCAAUUUUUAAGCAACCAGUAACAGUUUAUAAGACUCAAGAAAGUAAAGUUAAGACAGAUUUGAAGCAAGGGACUCAGGAGAAACCUAAACAAUUGUUUUGGGAAAAAAGACUGGAGAACUUGACAGCUUGUGAUGCAAAUGGAGUUAUUGGGACUACGUCACUACCAAAGUAUAUAAAACCUUUAGGGCCAUUUACAUCUGAUGCAACAACAAUUCAAUCACUAGCUACUGCUCUACAUGUCUCAUCACAACCCAUUACAGGUCAAACUGGUUUGAAGCAAACUAUUAUGGAAAAUCCGGGUGUUUUUCUUAAUCCUGAGCAACCACUUAUUGCUUCUGUAACAAUAACAAAAGAUGAUGUAAGACGUCAAGAAGACAGAGUAAAACGCGCGCGACAGAGGCUCCGGGAAGCACUGGUUGCUGCA
Iphiclides podalirius (scarce swallowtail) is the source of this 747-nucleotide messenger RNA. The record is from the annotation of a GenBank genome assembly. NCBI's taxonomy places the organism in Eukaryota, Metazoa, Arthropoda, Insecta, Lepidoptera, Papilionidae.